AUGGAGCUGAUGCAUAGAGUAUUCCAUUCGUAUUUGGAUCAGUUCGUGGUGAUUUUCUUAGAUGAUAUAUUAAUUUAUUCAGGUUCAAAGGAAGAGCAUAGACAACAUUUGGCUAUAGUUUUACAAGUCUUAAAAGAGAACCAGCUGUUUGCAAAGCUAAGUAAGUGUGAUUUCUGGCUCACACAAAUUGCUUUCUUGGGGCAUAUCAUCUCAACAAAGGGGAUAGAAGUUGAUCCAUCAAAGGUGGAGGCAGUUAAGGAGUGGGCAACGCCAAAGACCAUGACUGAGGUGAGAAGCUUUAUUGGGUUAACAGGCUAUUAUAGGAGGUUUAUCAAGGGAUUCUCCAAGAUAUCACUACAUCUUACUAUUUUAACGCGCAAGGACCUGAAAUUCAUUUGGUCUGAGAAAUGUGAGGCAAGUUUUAAUGAAUUCAAGAGGUGCCUAAUUACCGCCACAGUGCUUAACAUUCCAUCUGAAGUAUGCAACUUUGUGGUUUGCACUGAUGCCUCAAAGAGUGGACUAGGAGCUGUACUUAUGCAAAAAGGGAAUGUAGUGGCAUAUGCUUUAAGAAAACUGAAGACUCAUGAAAGGAAUUAUCCCACCCAUGACCUAACUAGCAGGUGUAGUUUUUGA
Impatiens glandulifera is the source of this 633-nucleotide messenger RNA. RefSeq lists its product as uncharacterized. The transcript has a single exon. NCBI's taxonomy places the organism in Eukaryota, Viridiplantae, Streptophyta, Magnoliopsida, Ericales, Balsaminaceae. The record is from RefSeq and is a predicted model, not a curated record. Bases 1 to 633 code for a protein of 210 amino acids.